UUCCUUUUUGUGCAGUAAAACAUGAAAUCUGCUUCAACAGAUUACUGUAUUCUAGUCCUCUCAUUUUUUGGUGUGCUCAGAUCAGAGAAUUGUGUUGUCCACGAAGAUUCUGCAAAGCUGAGGUGGUUUGAAGAAAACAGUCCUUUCAUGCUUAAGUGCCUAUGGGACCAAAUUCUAUACCAUGAACAUGCAAACUAUACUCUGAACUGGUACAUGAAUGGAAAUAAAAUGCUUUUAACCGCACAUCCUUCUUCAAGAAUCCUCCAGCAGGAAAACAGACUCUGGUUUAUCCCUGCCAUAGCCCAAGAUUCAGGAUUGUAUGAAUGUAUUAUAUGGAAUUCAACAAGAUGUUAUAAAUACAGUGUCCAAACUGCGGUUCUCAGUAAUAGUGCUGCUCUUUGUUUUAAUGAUGAAUACCACAAUAAGCAAGAGGUACCUCCAACGGCACCAUUCAAGAUUGUGUGUCAUCAAAUGAAUAAUAUUGGACAGGAAGUAGAUUAUUCUUCCAUCCAUUGGUAUAAGGAAUGUGAGCCAAUACGGGGAGAACGAUUUGAGUUCUUCAGAGGGGCUCUUAUCAUAAAAGAUGUGAAAAAAGAUGAUCAGGGAAAAUAUGUAUGCAAAGGAACCUACACUUUUCGGGGAAAUAAAUACAAUUUUUCAAGUAGUAUUUUGGUGAAAUUAUUAGAAGAUUCAGAGAGGAAAAGAACUGAGAUUCUGUACCCCAGAAACAAUACUGUUGAAGCUGAGCUUGGAUCCAAUUUCUUUACAGAGUGCAAUGUAUCAAGUUUCAAAGACACUUUUAUUUCUAUAUCCUGGAGAGUCAAUAAUACACUAGUUGACAAUCUAUUUCAAGGUAGAAUUCAAGAAGGAAUUCAAAGAAGUAUUCCAAAGGAAAGCACAGAGAUUUUUAUAGUGUCUCUGAACAUUACAGAGUUGAAAAAUGAAGAUUAUGAUCAACCUUUUAUUUGCCAUGCUGGUGAGGUUGCAGCAUACAUCAAAAUACAGCGUCCAAUCAAAAACUUUACAGCUCUUGUUGUGUUGAUAUUACUACUGAUUAUUCCGGUAGUAAUCUGCAUCUUGUUCAAGAUUGAAAUUGUCCUUUGGUAUCGGAAAUCAUGCCUCCCUUUUCUUCAUAAAAAAGUUUCAGAUGGGAAGAUCUAUGAUGCGUAUGUGUUAUAUCCAAAAAUCAGCACCCAAGUUGACUUUGUGCUGAAAGUACUCCCUGACAUUCUGGAAAAACAGUGUGGAUACAGCCUCUUUAUACCUGGCAGGGACGAUUUACCAGGAAAAGCAUUAGUCAGCGUUGUUGAUGAAACAAUUAAGCAAAGCAGAAGGCUAAUAAUGAUUCUAGGACCUGGGUUGUCCAGCUCAGAAGGGGCUCCUGAGCAGAAUAUAGCAGUGUAUCAUGCCCUUAUACCUGAUGGAAUGAAAACUAUCCUGAUCGAAAUGAAUAAAAUAAAGGAUUACAGCCACAUGCCUGAAUCUAUUAGAUACAUCAAGCAAAAGCAGGGAGCUGUAAGAUGGAAAGGGGACAUCACAAAGAAGCACUCUUCUUCUGCAAAUAGUUCCUUCUGGAAAAAGGUCAGGUACAGAAUGCCACCAGAACAUCAAGUUUCCCAAGGACUACCUUUGAUGCCACUUCCUUGCAGCACCUCCCAGAUGAUAGAAACAUAACCGUGAGAUCAUUUCAGGAAUCCCUCUGAAAGGAUGUUUGCAUAGCGGCUGAUGCAAUAUGAGGUGGAGAUGAACUCCUAAAUUUACAUUUCAUGUUGGAACUGAUUUUCUUUUUUAUUCACCAGAUUAAGGUAAUUUAGUGGCACUCCCACAGGUAGAACGGCUCAGCAUUUUCAUUUGUGUUUUAAAAAAUGUAAUGUCAAAAGGGAUUUUUCAUAAAGAAUCCUUGCUUACAAUACUACA
Messenger RNA from Candoia aspera, 1917 nucleotides. Its product is annotated as interleukin-1 receptor-like 2. The transcript has 10 exons. Gene Ontology annotation, biological process: regulation of inflammatory response; signal transduction. The record is from RefSeq and is a predicted model, not a curated record. The coding region runs from base 22 to 1674 and encodes 550 amino acids. Gene Ontology annotation, molecular function: interleukin-1 receptor activity. NCBI's taxonomy places the organism in Eukaryota, Metazoa, Chordata, Lepidosauria, Squamata, Candoiidae.